Molecule: messenger RNA, 1156 nt
Organism: Pelagomonas calceolata
Lineage: Eukaryota; Pelagophyceae; Pelagomonadales; Pelagomonadaceae
Source: the annotation of a GenBank genome assembly
AGCUGUCGCUCCCUACUGCGGCCGUGCACCCGCUGUGCGUUCGCGCUGUGGAUAGCGAAGCAUUGAUUUACCCCUCGCCGGUGACCGCUGCGAAUUUCCGCCGAGAAACGCGGCUUCGUGUGCCGUAAAAAACAAGCCACUCAAGCGGGGAGCUGCAGCAAUGCGAGCCGCAUCGGUCGUCGCGCGGCGCGCGCUCGUGUCCAGCCGAGGCGUGCGCGCCGCGGCGCCGCGCCAGCUGGCACCCUGGCGCUGCCUCACGCAAACCACGGCGCCCGGCGCCCAGGAAAAACGCGACAUCCUCAAGGCGUCCGUGCCGCACGUCGCCUCAUUAGGCUGGUGCGACGACGCGCUCGCCGCCGGCGCGCGCGAUUUAGGAUUGUCGGCGGCGGCCCAGGGCCAGGUGACGAACGGCGCGGUUGACCUCGUGGCGUUCGUCGCCCAGGAGCAAUGCGAUCAGUUAAGGGAGGAGGUCGACGAUGCCGCGCAAGAAUUGGCGGCCCUGGACGACUGGCGCGACCGGCUCAAGCUCGCCAUCUCCAAGAGAUUAGAAUUAUCAAAGCCGUUCCACGCGCACCGGGCGCAGGCCAUGGGUUUGAUGGUCACCCCGCUCGCGCGCGACGACGGCGCCGUGCCGCCGGCGGACCCGCCGCCGGCGUUUGAAGUAUUACACCGGCUCGUCGACGAGCUCGCGCGCGCGACCGUCGUCUCUACCGAGGAGUUGGAUGUGCCGGAGUGGCGCCUGCGACGGGCCGCGGCGGGCGUCGCCUACGCCCUCUGCGAGGUCCGUGCUUUGACGGACGACUCCGAGGACCUCGGGAAGUCCCUUAAAGUCGCGGCGGAGGUCGUCGACCGCUUCGGCGACGCGUCCGAGGGGCCCGCGGCGCUGAAGCAGGGUUUGAAGGCGGGGGCCCACGCCGCGGCGUCGCUGGGCACGGCGGCCUUGUCCUUCCUGCCGGGGCCGGCCGUCGGCGCGCUGCCGCAGCUGUUGGACGUCUUCGCGUCGCGGCUGUCGGGCGGCCUCGAGGACGUCUUCGAGCUCUCGCUGAAGAAGGCGCUCCGGGCGCUGCCCGAGUCGCCCGUGCCGGCGCCGCCGGGGCGCGCCGCGCCGGCGCCGGAGCCGGAGCCGGAGCCGGCGCCCGAGCCGUCUGCUAAGUAG